Molecule: messenger RNA, 2382 nt
Organism: Symsagittifera roscoffensis
Lineage: Eukaryota; Metazoa; Xenacoelomorpha; Acoela; Convolutidae
Product: enolase 4-like
Exons: 14
Coding region: 11-1984 (657 amino acids)
Biological process (GO): glycolytic process
Cellular component (GO): phosphopyruvate hydratase complex
Molecular function (GO): magnesium ion binding; phosphopyruvate hydratase activity
Source: RefSeq, a predicted model, not a curated record
UAGCUGUAAAAUGGUAGACCCUAGAACAGAUCCGCAGUUCCAGAAACUGGCAGACCUAAGAAGGAGCGCAGUGCAUUAUUACAAAGAGAACCAAGUGCCUCAACUAAUGGAAACAGCUCUGAAUGAAAUGUUUUUCCAUCAACCACAAGAUGUCUAUGCCUACUUAGUUGAAUUCUUCCUGCAACAUGCCAAACCCACUACAAUAGAUAAGAUCGAGGCCGGCGAGUACUUUGACUCAAAAGGACAGCCUACACUUCAGACUGAAAUAUUCACAUUGACGAACUCCAAAUACAAGCGAAUGGGGUCUGCAUUCGUGGCUAGUUUCAACCAACUGUCAGAUGCGACCACAACUGAAAGGAAAGAACAGGAUGACGAAGAGAGGUUGAGGGGAGUGAAGGCCGCUAUCAGGUUCAUCAAUGGACCCAUGAAUGAGGCACUGCACGGGACACCCAUAGCUGAUCAGACUAAAGUGGACGAAAUUCUAAACGUGACCUUGAAAGAAAUCCAAGACCAAGAGACAGCAGCUGAGUCUGCAAGACGUCAAGCUGCCCUGGAAGCUUCAUCAUCGCACGGAGGAGACUCCGGGUCUCAGUUGGAUGCCACCGGGGCAGGGGAGGCAUCACCAGGAGCUGCUACUCCGAGCAAAAACAAAGAUGCGAAGGGCGGCAAAGAUGCGAAGAAAGGCGGUGGAGGUGGCAAAGAUGCGGUUCCAAAGACACCGGAUAUCGCGGAGGCGCCGAAAGACCUGGUGUUCAGUGGUGCCCAGGCUGUAUGUGCGGCUUCUAGUGCGAACUGCGUGGCAGCUGCCAGAGUGAGAUCCCUGGAACCUUAUCAGUACAUCUCAGAGCUAUCCAGUGGAGAGAUUGGUGAGCAGUUGAAGAUGCCUGUGCCGAUGGUGACUGUGGUAUCGGGAGGCAGAUCGGCAGCAGGCAAACAGAACCUCAUCCGGGAAGUGCUCCUGGUACCCAAACCAUCACACUCACUCGCAACUACUAUUCAGAAGAUGAAGGAGCUGACGUACAAGCUCAUCAACGAUUUGUCGAAGAAGCUCGGCGGCUUGCAACAAGUGCAGAAAAUAAGCCAGCUGACGGCCAAGAUGAUCUCCGACCAUGGGAGUCCGAACCCGAUGAUGGACAAGCCGGAACAGCUGCUGGAUGCAGUGGUGGAGUGUGCCGCUCUCAUUCCGGAACUGAAUCUGGGCGAGGACUACUUCAUUAUACUACACUGUGCAGCCCACGAGUACUAUGAUGCAAACAAAGAGAAGUAUGAGUGGGUGUCGAGUGGCUUCAAGGGUGGGGAUGAGUUAGUGGAGACAGUGUACUUGGACAUCCUCUCCAGAUACCCUCAGGUCAUUGGACUCAUAGACCCCCUAGUGCAACAGGACCGGGAAGCAUGGCUGAAGUUAUACGAUCAAGUGGGGGAUAAGUGUUUUAUCCUGGGUGAGAGGAGUUUGGGCAGGGCAGACCAGCUGAAGGCUCUCCUCAUGCAGCAGGAGAUCCAAUCUACAAACAACACUAAUAUAAACAAUAACAACAGCAACACCACCCCAAUUGGAAAGUCAGCCAACGGAACUACCUAUGUUGUCGACACCUCAUUGCCUGUACACGGAGCUGUGCUUCAAUUCAACCACAGUACUACAGUUACCGAUAUUGUUCAGAUAUCACACAUGCUUAAAGAGCAGAAGCUGAAUCUGGUAUUGUCUGCAUCUCCUGGAGAUACUACCGACACCCUUCUAGUAGACUUGGCGGUGGGUGUGGGUGCGGAGUUUGUGAAGUUGGGUGGGUUCUGCAGGGGAGAGAGGGCGUGCAAGUACAACAGACUGAUAGAAGUGGAGAAACAACUGCACAACACAGGCGCACUGCAGCAAAACACACAGACCACAUUCACCAUCGCCAAACACUCGCAGCCAGAAGAGACGAGUGAAGAACAGGCAGGCGUCGAGCAGAGCGAAGGAUCAGAAUCACAACAAACAAAGGCGGAGUGAGAUAGAGAACAAGUAAACAAGCAAGUGCCACUUGGGACAAGAGAGACGAAAGCUCUGUUGUUUGGAACGAGUGACUGACAGAGCACUAAAAUGAAACAACUGUUCAAAUAUUCAUAGCAUCUAUCUUGUCCCAUUUUAUUUCUGAAGGCGUUGAGCUCUUAAGCUCUGCUUCAUUAAAAAAGAAGCGAACCAUAACAAAAAAUUGAGCAAUCUGUUUAAUCUUCCUUGGUUUAAAUUUUUUGCAACUUAAUUUGGAUUUCAAAAUUGAAAAAUGUAAAAAUUGAAAAGUCUAAAAAUGUUAAAUCGAUAAAUUUUUCAUUCAUCAAAGUUGAAAAAUGUGUUCAAGUGUAUAUAAAAGAGUUGUAUAAAAAAUGAUUUAGUGCGGUUGUAAAUAUGUA